Lachancea mirantina is the source of this 1890-nucleotide messenger RNA. The record is from the annotation of a GenBank genome assembly. Lineage: Eukaryota; Fungi; Ascomycota; Saccharomycetes; Saccharomycetales; Saccharomycetaceae.
AUGUCUAACCAAGAAAACAUGAACGACAUUGCGUCGGCGUUCGAAAUUUUGAGCGACUCUAACAGUCGCAGAGACUUGGCGGGGAACUCUGCCGGGUUAUCCAAAAGGAUGUCCCAGAGAACCCAGAUUUUCGACCCCACGCUCGAGAAAAUGGGCGAAGAAGAAGAUGAAGAGCCAGCCAAAAAUUGGUGGACUAGAUUCCUGCGAUUUGUAGAAGUCAAACAGCAUCAUAGUGCGUCAAACCGUCGUUCCGAGGGGAUCGUAGAAUCGUUCUUGUAUAACGACGACUUGGCUCCUGUCGAUGCGGCCAGAAGAGUCUGGGGUUGGAAGCAAUAUGUGUUCUUCUGGAUUUCAGGCUCUUUCAACGUCAAUACAUGGCAGAUUUCAGCGACAGGUUUGCAAUUGGGUUUGAGUUGGUGGCAGACUUGGAUUUGUAUUUGGAUCGGGUACGUUUCUGUCGCAUUAUUCGUCGUUGUUGGAUCCAGGAUCGGUAAUUUCUACCAUAUUUCGUUUCCAAUCUCUUCUAGAAUUUCGUUUGGUGUCUACUUUUCGCUGUGGGUUGUGCUGAACAGAGUGGUGAUGGCGUGCGUUUGGUAUAGUGUUCAGACGUAUAUCGGUUCGCAAACGGUGCAACUGAUGCUGAUGUCGAUUUUCGGAACGGAUCUCACGACACGGAUCAAAAACACCAUGAAUACUCCUAACAUCAAUACUUUCCAGUUCAUGUGUUUCAUGCUUUUCUGGGGCGCGCAAUUACCUGCGCUGUGGUUCCCACCUCAAACGCUUCGGUACUUGUUUACUUUCAAGAGUAUCGUAACUCCGUUUGCGGCAUUCGGAUUCUUGAUCUGGACGCUGAAAAAGGCACAUGGUAACUUGGCAUUGGGAUCUCUCAACGAAUUAAAACCAACAGGUGCCGUUCUUGGUUGGAAUUUUGUGAUAAGUAUUAUGAGUGCUUUGGACAAUUUCUCGACUUUGAUUUUGAACGCACCCGAUUUCUCUCGUUUUGCCAAGACGGAAAAAUCUUCCAUUUAUUCUCAGUUGUUCAUUCUUCCCAUAAUGUACGCCAUUAUCUCUAUCAUUGGAAUUCUGGUGACCUCUGCUGCUUAUACCAUGUACGGUGUCAAUUACUGGUCUCCGCUAGACGUUUUGGCCCAGUUUUUAAACCAUUUCACAUCUGGUAACAGGGCAGGCGUGUUUUUAAUUUCGUUUGCUUUUGGUAUCGCGCAAUUGGGUACUAACAUUGCAUCUAACUCGAUUUCUGCCGGUACUGACAUGACCGCGCUUUUGCCUAAGUUCAUUAACAUCAGAAGAGGGUCCUACAUUUGUGCCGCUAUUUCGCUGGCCAUCUGCCCUUGGAACCUGAUGUCGUCUUCGUCUAAAUUCACAACGGCACUUGCGGCCUACGCCGUGUUCUUGUCCUCGAUCGCCGGUGUCGUCGCGUCGGACUACUACGUUGUCAGAAAGGGCCUCAUCAGACUACAGCACUGCUUCACAAACAAACCAAACACACUAUACAUGUACGGAUCUCGGUUUGGUACGAACUGGAGGGCCGUUGCCGCAUACGUUAUCGGUAUCGUGCCUAACUUCCCCGGUUUCAUCGGAUCCGUGGGCCCCAAAGUUCCUGAGAAUGCCAUGCGUGUAUACUACCUCAAUUACUUUGUUGGGUUCCUGGUGUCGUUUCUGGUUUACGCUGUGCUUUGCUAUUUCUGGAGAGUGCCUGGCAUGCCCGAGGGCGUCGGCUUCUUCGAUUUUUCAACGUGGUUCGAAAAGUGGACCGAGGUCGAGGACUUUGCCGAGCAAAGAAGGAAGUUCGAGCUACACGGCGCAGAGGUCGAUUUCGACGAGGAGUCUUCUACCUCUUACGUGAGCAUCACCGAACCAGGCAAGGUAUGA